GAAGUCAGGUGAGCGCACCUGUUGGUAUGCGGAGAUUGUUAUAUUUAGGGUUUCACACAGAAACGCAGACAGCAUUUGACGGGGCGUUUAGCAAAGAGAAACAGUUUUUUUUUUUUUUUUAAAAAAAAAAAAAAAAAAUUGAAUAUACCUGCCUGUCUUUAAAACAUUUGCCAAGCAAACGCAGUUUAGUUUUCAAAGGCAAAUUAAUACAAGCGUAGAUUUGUACUCGCCAUGACGCGUUUGGGGUGCGUACAGUUUGUCCUGUAUUUCGCCGUUCUGGGACCCACUUGGGCCGACAGCCAAGAAGGAGAAGGCGGGUGCUUGGGUAUUUUCGAGGCGCUCCCCGGUACGGGUCUGGACCCCAAGUCUUUCGACAACGGCGCUGUCUACGCCGCCCACCUGGAAGACAUUUCGGACGCGGAGAGCUGCGAGAAGGCGUGCUGCGCUCACAGCCGGUGCAGCCUGGCGCUGUUGAAUCGCACCGGGGCGAGGACUCUGUGCCACCUGGUAACCUGUGUCGCGGAGAGCACCGGAGAGGACGCCUGUAUCGCCACCCCCAACGCCGCUUACGACAGCUACCGCAAGCGAGAAAGCGACUACCGGUCUUCCAGCAACGAAGAAGAGAAGUGCCACGCCCCUAUUGAGGUGGGGCCCUGCCGCGCCGCGUUCCCGCGCUUCAACUACGACCCAGUGAACCAGACCUGCACGAAGUUCAUCUAUGGGGGCUGCAAGGGCAACGCCAACAACUACAAGAGCAAGGAGGACUGCGAGGGAGCCUGCGCCGGCGUCCGAGCUGACAAGGACUCUCACAACAGCACCCUCCUGGUAUCCAAGAGAAUGGCAAGACCCAUGAAACUUGAGUCUCCCAUUGAUGACACUGGACUGGUAGAGCACAGAGACUCGUGUGAGGUGGCUCCCGUGGUCGGUCCGUGUCGAGCCUCGAUGCCGCGGUUCUUCUAUAACAGCUCCUCUGGCUCCUGCCAGCUCUUCAUCUACGGGGGCUGCCAAGGAAACAACAACAACUACCAAACGCAGGCAGAGUGCCAGGCCAAGUGCUCCGAGAAUCUACCUCCUGUCCCCAUGCCAAUGAUGAAACAGUCUGCUGAAUACAAAGAUCAGUGCCUGGCCGAGCCGGAAGUGGGGCCCUGCCGCGCUGCCUUCCCCAGCUGGUACUACGACUCCAACGUCCAGGACUGCCUGCCCUUUAUCUUCGGGGGCUGUGGUGGGAACCUGAAUCGAUACAGCUCUGCCCAGGACUGCAUUAGCCGCUGCGCGGGGGGGCCAGAAGCAAAUGGUCAGCAUCAUGGACACGGUUUCCUAAAGCACCGCACAGUGUACAUCCUCACUGCGGUGAUGGCAGUGGUUAUGGUGAUACUGGUCAUGGGGCUGAUCUUUGUGUGUCUCAGGAAGGCUCGAGAGUGCCAGCUGCUGGUCGGUGAUGACAAAGAGGAGCUGCUGCCAUCCUCCGGGAGCGAGAAGGCCUAGGUGGCCAAACAAACUCCUAUCUCUCCCCCCAGUUUCACUUCUCUUUGCUCCCUUUUGCUUCUAGACUCCCCUACCACCUUCCUCUUCACUCCACCCCAGCCCUGCCCUCUUCAGGGCAAGCUACAGCGGCCUCUUGCAAGUCUGAAUAAAGAAAAUCACUUUCCUCAAUAUCCUGUGCAAAAGUUUCUAAACUUGUGUACUUCUGUUUUCACAGAACCACACAAGCCUAGGGUAGUAGGUUAGUGAAUGGCAAGGAUUUGGAUUUUUCCACCAGACGUCGCUGUUGUGCUGUGUGCCCUGACUUGACCACACGAGGGCAGCACAUUUUAUUGAAUGUGGCACUAAAGCAGGGUUGUGUAUCAGCCUUCCGUUGAGGAAGGUUGUAUUUUUAACUACUGUAGAAUGACUUGUAAGAAAUAAGAGGGGGUUUGGAAAAUGGAUUAUGAAGUAGGUAUUGAUCAUUUGCUAUAUAAUUACACUACAGAUAAACAGCAUUAGCAAACCAUCCACUCUCCACAGUGUCACAUAUUAUAUAACUGCUCUGUGUUUGUAACUUUUUCUUGUACUGACCUGUAGCUUAGGUUUUAUUUUAAGUGUGUUCUUGAAAAUGUUUUAAAUAUGUGUUCUUGUACAACCUUGAUAGACCAGCCUGGUAUAACACCCUUUCUUCCUCCUCUCUAUCGCCCCUUUCCUGAUUCUUUCCUGGGACAGACCAAACUUGUUUUGUUUCGUUUUCAUCUUUUGACGAGACUGGCACGGCAUGGUUCUACACCUCAGGAAUAGAUUUAUCUAUGUCUUUCAUAACUUUUUUUUUUUAAUAGUUUCAAUGUUCUGUUAAGAAUUGAUAAGAUGUCAAACAAUAGUUUGUCACUUCAUUGUGUGUGGUUUCAUUUAUAAAGUGUGUGUGUGGGGGGGGGGGGGUUGCAAUUUCAUUUAUAAAUGGGGAUUAUAAUUUUAAAGCUGGCUCAUAGCAAAACAUGAAACUUUGUUUAAUACUAUGAAAUUGAUAUAUAUUUAACUUAUGAGAAGAAAUAAUACUAGUGAUGUACUUUAGGGGUAUUCUAGACCCGUGGUGCAUAACGCUGGCCCUCGUGAUGUAUUCCAGUCCUGCUCUUUGUUACAGCCAGGUCCUAACUCGGUUAAUUGCCUCUUAGCAACUUCAUUUAACUAGACUGGAACCUGCUUGGAGUGAAAACCUGGACUGGAUCUCGGGGGCCGGAGUUGAGUGCCACUGCUCUGGACUCUGCAUAUAAUCAACAAGAUGGUGUUUUGAUUUGUUUAAUAUGUACGUUCUAUUCGAAAUAAAAUUUAAUAAGA
Molecule: messenger RNA, 2802 nt
Organism: Polyodon spathula (Mississippi paddlefish)
Lineage: Eukaryota; Metazoa; Chordata; Actinopteri; Acipenseriformes; Polyodontidae
Product: kunitz-type protease inhibitor 2-like
Exons: 9
Coding region: 232-1485 (417 amino acids)
Molecular function (GO): serine-type endopeptidase inhibitor activity
Source: RefSeq, a predicted model, not a curated record